Molecule: messenger RNA, 489 nt
Organism: Closterium sp. Naga37s-1
Lineage: Eukaryota; Viridiplantae; Streptophyta; Zygnematophyceae; Desmidiales; Closteriaceae
Source: the annotation of a GenBank genome assembly
AUGGGCGGCCCUGGACGGUCCUGGGCGCCGAAGGUGGCGGACUGCAGGGCGUACGAGGAGGGGACACGACGGGGCUGGCGGAUGGGGCUGGCGGACGGGGCUGGCGACGGGGCUGGCGGACGGGGCUGGCGACGGGGCUGGCGGACGGGGCUGGCGAUGGGGCAGGCGGACGGGGACGUGACGGGGUUGGCGUACAGGGACGCGACGGGGCUGGCGACCGGAGCUGGCGGAUUGCAGGGCGGCGGGGAGGGGACGAGAUGGGUAGGGGAAGAGGAGGCGACGGGGAGGGGACGCGACGGGGAGGCGACGAAGAGGGGACGCGACGGGGAGGCGACGGAGAGGGGACGCGACGGGGAGGUGACAGAGAGGGGACGCGAUGGGGAGGCGACGGGGAGGGGAUGCAACGGGGAGGGGAGGCGACGGGGAGGGGAUGCGAUGGGGAACCGACGGAGAAGGGACGCGGCGGGGAGGCGACGCGGAGCAUCCUAA